AUUUUUUCCUGGUCAAAUCGGUCGAUUUCAUCAUCUCGUCUGUACUAUAGUAGACGCAAACCAAACUGACGACCGGGGUCGUAAAACUUCUCAUUCACACUCGCGUGGUCGUAGGUAGGAUGAGAGAGAUAGUGAUAUGACCUCGGUCGUCAGUUUGGUUUGCGUCUACUAUAGCCUUUUGAUCAAAGAGUAGUAGUGUCAAAUCAAGACAAGUUGGCAGCGAUUUUUGACAGCCCGUACAGUGCAAGUGUUAUUUUAAACGUCAAACUACUAUGAAAUUAUGACGUUUACUUAACACUUGCACAGGCUUGGCUAUCAAAAUCGCUGCCAACUUAUCUUGUUCUGGCUCUAUGACUUAGAAUAUCGACGGCAUUUGUAGAUUCGUCCGUUCGGUCAUUCUUGGUUCCGAUCGGCUCAGCAUUGCUCCGAGCAAUUAUUAGGGCUGGCACAACUUGACGUCCAUUUGCGUGCUCGAGCACAGAUAAGAUAAUGAUUUGAAUUUUGACAACCCUAAAUAGCCGAAAGGGAUAGUGCCGUAUAUUAGAAAGGGACAACAUGAUUCGUCCCUGAAUCGCUGUCAAACUUCGGUUUUAUAGGAAGUGUCAUUUCUAUACGGCAUUGUAGUAUAUUUAUUCUGUGGUAGAGGCAAUUACUUGUCGUAGUCGUCAAAUAGUCGUCACUGUCAGUUGUCAUUUUGUUUCAUGAAAAUGAGUGAGUGCAGUUGACUUGUUUUGGUUUUGUCUGAAUUUCCUACCUAUGAUUUUGUUUCCCGUUGCAAAGUCUCAAAUUUUUUGGGCAGCAUGUGUUCGAAGCCGGUGAAGGCUGAGCCCGUGUCACCCGCGCGGGACGUUGGCGAGGAGGUGGAGCCGUGUCAACUACUGUUUACUCAACACAUGUGCGUGACCGUAAAGGUGGAGACGGAUGUGGUCGCUGGGGGGGAGUGGAGGGGGAACAGGGAGGGGGCGAGCGGGACAUCGCUGAGUAGAAGUGAGACGGAGCGCGCGGCUGGACCGGAGACGGAAGUGCACAUUAAGGAGGAGCCAGAAAGUGACUCGCCGGUGCGUGUGAAGGAGGAGCCCUACUGGCCGAACAGCGAGGCGUGCGGCGGGAGCGGGGCAGGCAUGCUGGCCGACCUGGACGCCGAGCACGAAGUAACGAUCGAGAUAGAGCUGAGACAGGAGCACCCUCGCCGCUCCGUUCUGCCCCUUCAAGCUUCAGCUGCCGCGACCACGAGCCGGCCCGAAGGGUCCGCAUCCGCCUACCAAUGUCACCAUUGCAGCAAACGGUUCAGAAAUAACUCUGUUUUAAAGAAACACAUGCACACUCACUCGUCGGGACCUAAUUCCACUGGAGAGAAAGAUGUACGCUGUCAGAUGUUACAAAUGGAUCAUAAAUGUAGCUUUUGUGACUAUAAAAACGACAGGAUGUCAUCUAUACGUACCCACGAGAGGACACACACUGGCGAAAAACCAUUCAGAUGCGAUCACUGCGAGUACAGCUGUUCGCGCAAGUCAUACAUGCGAAGUCACAUGAGGACACACACCGAUGAGAAACCCUUUCAUUGCAGCGAUUGUGACUUUAAGUGUAGGUUUAAAUCGGGUUUGAUAUCACACGAAUGGAUACACAAGGGGGAGAAGCAAUAUAAAUGUGAGCAUAAUGAUUGUGACUACGCAACCACAACGAAACGGCAGCUGCGGGCUCACCAGAUGAUACACACCGGUGAGAUGCCCUUCCAGUGUUCGAGCUGUGACUUAAAAUGCAGGACUAAUCUCAGUCUACGACGUCAUGAAUAUAGAGUGCACUCUAGUGAAAAACGUUUCGAGUGUAACAAGUGCGAAUUCAAGGGCAAAAGAAAAGAAGAUCUACGAAAUCAUCAGUUGACGCACACCGGUAAGAAGCUUUUCAAUUGUAAUUACUGCGAUUAUAAGUUUACUCAGAAAUCUAACUUACGGGUGCACGAGAUGAGACACACUGGUGAGAAGCCCUUUCAAUGUGGCGAGUGCGAGUACAAGUGCAAAUCAAACAGAGAUCUCCGAAAGCAUCUGAGAAUACACACGCGGGGGAAAAACCGUUUAGUUGCGACCACUGCAACUACGAGUGCAGGCAACAAUAAGCAUGCUUGAAGCUCUAUCACAAGAACAUGACAUUUAACAGGGACGACAUUAAGAUUUGUUUGGAUAAGUUUCGAAAGAGAAACAAUUAGGUUAGUAUAAGGGCAUUUACAAUAGAGUUACUAGCUAUACUUAAGUAGGUAUAAUAAAUAUUUUUAUUUCAGAAUUUUAUGUGGUUUCACCUGUCCCAUUGUCUGAAUUCAAUCUUGUCAGCCACAUUUAGACCCACCCCAAUUAUUCGAUCGAGCGGACCAUGUGAUCACGUGAUCGAAGCUGAUCUGAUGACGGAGACAGGAGGUAGCCAUAGGAACUCUGUGAUAAAACUUAAUCUGUUAGAAUUGUCGUGGCGAAUAUUCGUUGAGUGUUUAACAAAAUAGGACAGUCAGCAAUAAAAGCUUGUACCAAAAACGUAAUUUUUGACAGAAACUUAUUUGUAUUAAGUAUAUGUUUUAAAUGUAUUUUUGUAUUGCACUUUGUACAUCUGGAGGCACGGCAGUGCCCCCGCCAAGGCGAACAAAAAAACGGCACGGCCGUACCAUCCUUUUCUCGAAGCGGUUCAGGUCAUUUUCGACCCCCCUAUAAAUUCUUUUUGGAUAAACUAGAAUUUUCAGUAACCAGGCAGACAUUGUAUAAACACAGUAUAUUCCAAAUUUCAUUCAAUUUGAACCAGUAGGUUAAGAAUCACUAGUCAAAGUUUCUUAAUUUUGUCACUCACUCACUGUCUGACCAAUAUGCAGUAUAAACAGAAUGACUUGACCAUUGCAUGAAAACACAAUGUAUCUCACAAGUAAUACAUAUUAUAUUAAAUUAGAUUGUUUAGUGCGAUUGCCAAGUCAAUCUAUUUAUUUAAACAUAAAAGAUUUUUAAUAUUGAUGUGGUCACUAUAAGAUGUUGUUAGUUUAGCUAAUUACGUAAUAACUUAAGACAGAAGGUCCCUUAAGUAGGGACUGAAUAAAUUAACCGACUUUGUAUUACAUGGAUCUCACAGCUUUUUACGCUAGAAGAACUGAGUUGCGAGACUUGGUUUUUUUUACAAGUUAUAUUUUUGAUGGCAUAAUAAAUUAACUUUCAUAAGUUGUACAUAUUAAUAAGUGCUUGGUUCCUCUUUUGACGUGUUCAAGAUACCUGUAUUAAGAGACAACCGCUCUUCCACAACAGGUUAACAAUUCUAAAUCUAACAUGACGUAUAAACGUAAAUAAAACGUUAAGGUAUUUAUUUAUUUCAAAUAACAGACUGCACCUUACAGCUAAUGCCGAAGCGGAUCAAAUUGAAAAUAUUUGCAUUCCAUACAUUAGAUAAUACCCGUGUAUGUGCAUAUGUGUGUGUUUUAUUCAUUGUAAUAAGUCUUCAAUUUCUUAAUGUGUUUUAGAUUAUAACCAUUUUGUUACUAAAUAACCAUUAAACCCUAAGCAUCUAGUUUGGGAAUGUACAUAAAAUAUGCUAAUUUAUAUAAAAUUCACAGAAAACAUGAUACUAAAGGUGUACUUCAAUUGUUUUAUAUCAGUAGAAGUUAAAUUAAAUCUUCGUCUUCUUCUCUUUCUCUCCCACGUUUCUUAGAUUAAGUAAUUGAUUUGAGUGUUCAGUAUAAUAUUAUAAGUAAAUAUUGGACAUUCUUACAUUAUUUGACAAAACCUCGAAGCUCAAAAAGGCUAGUGUUGUGGGUACUUAGACAACGAUAAUAUAUAAUAUACAAAUACUGAAAUACAUAGAAAAUAUCCAUGACUCAGGAACAAAUAUCUAUUCUGUACUCUUCACACAAAUAAAUGCCCUUACCGAGAAUCGAACCCAGGAUCAUCAGGUUCAUAAGCAGGGUCACUACCCACUAUAGGCCAGACCGGUCAUCAACGGUAAUUAUACUAUAUACUGCCUGAUGGUUUUACUCAUAUUUUAAAAAAGCUUGCAGAUAAAAUCUUUGCUCAAACUGGGGAAUCUGAGGGGACUUUAGCUGCCAAAGUCAACAUAGGGGAAAGUCCUUCCGAAUCUUUCUUCAUGCAUCCGACAAAUGCCAGCGAAAUCAAGAAUAUCAUUUCGCAGCUCAAAACAAAUAGUGCACCGGGCCUAGAUGGUAUGGGCAGCGACCUGAUAAAGUCUGUUGGUCACUUAAUAUUGCAACCAUUAACACAUAUCUAUAACCUAAGUUUAGGUUCAGGUCAAUUCCCAGAGCAGUGGAAGAUAGCAUCUAUCACCCCUGUAUAUAAGGAUGGAGCUAAGAACGAACCUAGCAACUAUAGACCUAUAUCCCUACUUAGUGUUCUUUCGAAGAUGCUGGAGAAACUAGUCAAUAUCAGACUCGUAAAAUUCCUUGAAAGGAGCGGAGUGCUUUCGGAGAGACAAUUUGGCUUUAGGGCACACAGGUCCACUGAAGAUGCAAUCUCACUCUUGGUCAAUGUAAUAUCUUCAAACCUGGAUAAUAACAUAAAUUGUAUCGGCGUUUUCUUGGACCUGGCCAAGGCUUUUGACACUGUGUCUAGACCAAUACUUCUUAAAAAGCUUGAGAAAAUGGGGAUUCGGGGCGUGUCCCUGGCCUGGUUCGAUAGUUAUCUAUCAGAAAGAAGUCAACUGGUUAAAGUGGAUUGCCACAGCAGCGGUCUGGAUAAAGUCGAUUUCGGGGUCCCGCAGGGGAACGUGCUUGGGCCUACACUAUUCUUAAUCUACAUUAACGAUAUUCAUAAAAUUUCCCUCCCCCAAGCUGAAAUAAUCUGCUAUGCCGAUGACACAGUGAUUCUUUUUAAAGGCGAUACUUGGGAGAGUGCUUUUGCUGCAGCAGAAAAGGGUAUGAGUAACGCCGCUUGUUGGUUUCGAGAUAACCUACUGACCUUAUAGUAAAAAGACUAAAUUCUUGUGUUUUCAUAAAUCUGCCGCUUCCAGUCCCACUAAUUCUACAAAUCUAAUCAAAAUUCAUAAUUGCAACAAUGUCAGUAACUUAGCAUGUUCUUGUGAAGUCAUAUGUCGUUCCAACUCUAUCAAAUAUCUUGGCUUAGUUAUAGACGAAAACUUAAAUUUCAAAUCCCAUAUCAACUGUCUCUCCAAUAGGAUUAGGAAAACGAUGUAUAUAUUUAAGAAACUUCGACUUUCCGCGAACAUGAGCCUUUUAAAAAAUACAUACAUCUCUCUAUGUCAGUCUCUAAUUACAUACGCCAUUGGAGUUUGGGGCAGUGCUGCAAAGACGUCAAUCUUAAUGGCUGAAAGAGCCCAACGUUCGGUCUUAAAGGUAAUGCUCAAAAAGCCCUUCAGAUAUCCGACAAACAGCCUCUACCAGGAAGCCAAAGUACUGACAGUCCGCCAGCUUUACAUACAUAAAGUCUGUCUCUCGAUUCAUAAACGCGCUGCUAAAUCCGAAUAUUAUUCGAAAUUACUAUCUAAACGCGUAUUCAAGUUGCCUGUUCCGAGGGUAGUGUUAACCCUAUCAACUUAAUGAAUGAAUGUCAUAUUUAUUAUACAUAUAAAAAUAAAUUUUCGUUUUUCGUUGACUUGCAUGACAUUUAUAUGUACUUCUGGUCUCCCGCGAUACAGGCCUAGCCUAGUGCGGGGACUCCUGGAAACUCUGUUGUCAAUCUAGUUAUGCACCAACUCUUAAAAACAACCGCUGUAUACUUUUUCUGUGUCCUUUCUUGUGCAAUAAACAUAUUUUUUAUC
This is a messenger RNA of Cydia pomonella (codling moth), 5748 nucleotides long. Its product is annotated as zinc finger protein 782-like. Gene Ontology annotation, molecular function: RNA polymerase II cis-regulatory region sequence-specific DNA binding; DNA-binding transcription factor activity. The record is from RefSeq and is a predicted model, not a curated record. The coding region runs from base 801 to 2123 and encodes 440 amino acids. Gene Ontology annotation, biological process: regulation of transcription by RNA polymerase II. Lineage: Eukaryota; Metazoa; Arthropoda; Insecta; Lepidoptera; Tortricidae. The transcript has 4 exons.